AUCUCUAACGGUUAAAGGGUCAACUUCAAUUCAAAAGCUGCGAUCGGUUAAUCCAUUACUCUAUCCCUUAACUUCCUUUCUCCUUCACCCGCCAAAUGAUGUUGGGUCUUUGUCAAUGGAAAUUGCAGUCAAUCUAAGCUUUCACGGACUCUCUUCAACUCCUGAACAAACCCAUUUGGUCAAUGUCUCAAAGGAUUGGAACUCAAUCAUAAAGCAUCAUACCAAGCUUAAGAAUGACCAUGCCAUUCUGUCUACAUAUACCCAGAUGGAAUCUCUUGGCAUUACACCCGAUUCUGCUACAAUGCCUCUUGUUCUAAAGGCUUGUGGGAGGCUCAACGCCAUUGGUAAUGGGGUAAGGAUUCAUUCUUUUAUUAGGGGUUUGGAUUUGAUCAAUGAUGUUCGGGUUGGGACUGCUUUGGUCGAUUUCUAUUGUAAAUGUGGGCUUGUUGCAGAGGCUAGCAAAGUGUUCGUUGAAAUGCCUGAAAGAGAUUUGGUGUCGUGGAAUGCUUUGAUUUCCGGAUAUGUGGGGUGUUUGUGCUAUAAAGAAGCAGUGUUAUUGUUUGUGGAGAUGAAAAAGGCGGGUCUCACACCCAAUUCUCGUACUGUUGUGGCUCUACUUUUGGCAUGUGGUGAGAUGUUGGAGUUGAGAUUAGGACAAGAGAUUCAUGGUUAUUGUUUGAGAAAUGGGUUGUUUGAUAUGGAUGCUUAUGUUGGUACUGCUUUGGUAGGAUUUUAUAUGAGAUUUGAUGCAGUACUUUCACACCGUGUUUUUAGCUUGAUGUUGGUGAGAAAUAUAGUGAGUUGGAAUGCAAUAAUAACCGGAUUUCUUAAUGUUGGAGAUUGCGCAAAAGCUUUGAAGCUUUAUAGUAGUAUGCUGAUAGAAGGUAUAAAGUUUGAUGCUGUUACCAUGUUGGUGGUAAUUCAAGCAUGCGCAGAAUAUGGAUGUCUUCGAUUAGGCAUGCAACUGCACCAGUUGGCUAUCAAGUUCAAUUUGAUUAAUGACUUGUUUAUAUUAAAUGCACUAUUGAAUAUGUAUAGUGAUAAUGGAAGUUUGGAAUCAUCAUGGGCGUUGUUUAAUGCUGUUCCCACCUCUGAUGCUGCUUUAUGGAAUUCCAUGAUAUCUUCUUACAUUGGUUUUGGAUUUCAUGCAGAAGCUAUAGCUUUGUUUAUUAAAAUGCGUUUAGAACGCAUAAAAGAAGAUGUUAGAACCAUUGCGAUUAUGUUAUCUUUAUGCAAUGAUCUAAAUGAUGGUUCAAUAUGGGGCAGAGGCUUACAUGCUCAUGCCAUGAAAAGUGGAAUAGAACUAGAUGCAUAUCUGGGCAAUGCGUUAUUAAGCAUGUAUGUCAAGCACAAUCAAAUAACUGCUGCACAGUAUGUUUUUGAGAAGAUGAGAGGUUUGGAUGUCAUCUCCUGGAACACAAUGAUAUCAGCAUUUGCUCAGAGUAUGUUUCGAGCCAAAGCAUUUGAACUCUUUUUGAUGAUGUGUGAAUCAGAAAUCAAGUUUAAUUCUUACACGAUAGUAUCUCUCCUCGCAUUCUGUAAAGAUGGAAGUGAUUUAGUGUUUGGGAGAUCGAUCCAUGGUUUUGCAAUAAAAAAUGGUCUCGAAAUAAAUACUUCUUUGAACACUUCACUAACUGAAAUGUACAUCAAUUGUGGUGAUGAAAGAGCAGCUACAAAUAUGUUUACUAGAUGUCCUCAAAGAGAUUUAGUCUCAUGGAAUUCCCUAAUUUCAAGUUAUAUAAAGAAUGACAAUGCAGGAAAAGCUCUAUUACUUUUUAACCAUAUGAUUUCUGAGCUGGAGCCGAACUCUGUGACAAUCAUAAAUAUCCUCACAUCUUGUACGCAGCUUGCUCAUCUACCACUAGGACAGUGCUUGCAUGCUUACACAACCAGAAGGGAAGUAUCUCUUGAAAUGGAUGCUUCUCUGGCAAAUGCUUUUAUAACUAUGUAUGCACGAUGCGGUAAAUUGCAAUAUGCAGAAAAGAUUUUUUGCACCCUGCAGACAAGAAGUAUUGUCUCAUGGAAUGCCAUGAUAACAGGAUAUGGCAUGCACGGUCGUGGACGCGAUGCCACUCUAGCAUUUGCACAGAUGUUGGAUGAUGGUUUCAAGCCUAACAAUGUAUCUUUUGCAUCUGUUUUAUCUGCCUGCAGCCAUUCUGGUUUGACCGUGACAGGUUUGCAACUUUUCCAUUCCAUGGUGCGGGAUUUUGGUAUUGCUCCUCAACUUACUCACUAUGGUUGUAUGGUUGAUCUGCUUGGUCGUGGGGGCCAUUUUUCUGAAGCUAUAGCUUUCAUCAACUCAAUGCCCAUUGAACCUGAUGCAUCAAUUUGGAGAGCUUUGCUCAGUUCAUGUCAGAUUAAAAGCAAUAACAAGCUAUUGGAGACCAUCUUUGGAAAGCUUGUUGAAUUAGAACCAAGCAAUCCAGGCAAUUUUAUUUUGCUUUCCAAUAUUUAUGCAGCAGCAGGCCUUUGGUCAGAAGUUGUACAGAUAAGAAAGUGGCUUCGAGAAAGAGGUCUAGGAAAGCCUCCAGGAACUAGCUGGAUUGUAAUUGGCAAUCAGGUUCACCAUUUCACUGCUACUGAUGUAUUACACCCUCAAUCAGAAAGAAUUUACGAAAAUUUGAAUUCUUUGACAUCAUUGAUCCGAGAUUUGGGCUGACAUUAAGGAUUUUUCUGUCAUCCAGCCAGACGUGAUUUUGUGCGUGUUAUGAAAAGAGCUUUUCUUGAAAAAAAUUAAGCCAUUGUUCACUCCUUGCAUUAUGCUCAUGAUUCAAUCCUGCUAUUCAAAACUGAAUUGAGAUGUGCUUUGUGAGAGAAUUGUAAAAUGAAAGGGAUGAAGCCCAGAUCGAUAUUCUCUGUUCUUGUCCGAUAUAUCUUACAAGAGAUCCACUUCUUGCAGCAUUCUUCUUUGUGAUCUGCAGCGGUCUUUUGGUCAAUUGCCUGGUUCCCCCAACUUGAUCUAGAUUCCUCCGAGAACCGAAUCAAAUCCAAGUGCCAAGAACAUUGAUCAUUCAGGAAGCAGGAGAAGAGACAAGUAGUUGAUAACAAUUCAUGCCGUUUGGUAACCAUUUCGUUUAUUUUUUUUUUAAAUUAAA
Molecule: messenger RNA, 3095 nt
Organism: Cucumis sativus (cucumber)
Lineage: Eukaryota; Viridiplantae; Streptophyta; Magnoliopsida; Cucurbitales; Cucurbitaceae
Product: pentatricopeptide repeat-containing protein At3g57430, chloroplastic
Exons: 2
Coding region: 116-2659 (847 amino acids)
Biological process (GO): RNA modification
Molecular function (GO): RNA binding; protein binding
Source: RefSeq, a predicted model, not a curated record